Messenger RNA from Uranotaenia lowii, 2353 nucleotides. Its product is annotated as ras-related protein Rap1. The transcript has 6 exons. The record is from RefSeq and is a predicted model, not a curated record. NCBI's taxonomy places the organism in Eukaryota, Metazoa, Arthropoda, Insecta, Diptera, Culicidae. Bases 561 to 1115 code for a protein of 184 amino acids. Gene Ontology annotation, cellular component: plasma membrane. Gene Ontology annotation, molecular function: GTP binding; GDP binding; GTPase activity. Gene Ontology annotation, biological process: cellular response to cAMP; negative regulation of synaptic vesicle exocytosis; Rap protein signal transduction.
AAUCGGUUCAGUCGCUGUCCAGUCAUCCAUCGUUUUAGUGAUAUUCUUAUUUUCUCCUCAUUAUUUCGCGGCGUGUAUCGUAAUCCAAGUUUUACUUGGCCAGAUAUCCGGUUCCAGUGGCAGCCGAUCGUGGAUAUUCCAGCAAAGAAAGAAGAUCUGUAAGCUGGGUUUCGUUUUUUCGAAAUUUUUGAGACCAAACAGCAAAAAUUUGGAGGAAUAAAGUGCGGAAAAGCUUUGUGGAGCUGAGUCGUUUGGUGGAAAACUUAUGAGCAAUAUUCAGAGCAGGCGAAAUUGGAAAACAAAAGUAGAGUGUACCAAAACAGUUGCGACCGAAGUCAGGGAGAAGAAUUUGGGGAGCUAACGGAAAUAAAUCUAGCAGAUUAAUCUUGCAGAACAAAAGUGCCACAAUUACACCGGUGCGUAGGAGUGACGAAAGAUUAAUAGCUUCGCCCAGAGAGCGUCCGGUGACAGAUAAUCAGUGAAGAAUUUGAGUGGAACAAGGGGAAGACAACCGGUGUGUCGCAAAUCUAGAGCAAAAGUCCAAAUAGGGAAUCGCCACGAUGCGUGAAUACAAGAUUGUCGUGCUCGGAAGUGGAGGCGUUGGCAAAUCCGCCCUCACAGUGCAGUUUGUUCAGGGUAUAUUCGUGGAAAAGUACGACCCAACGAUAGAGGACAGCUACCGCAAACAGGUUGAGGUGGACGGUCAACAAUGUAUGCUGGAGAUUUUGGACACCGCUGGAACGGAACAAUUCACGGCGAUGCGAGAUUUGUACAUGAAGAAUGGGCAGGGUUUCGUGCUGGUGUACUCCAUCACUGCACAAUCGACGUUCAACGACCUGCAGGACCUCCGGGAACAGAUCUUGAGGGUGAAGGACACUGACGACGUUCCGAUGGUUCUGGUCGGUAACAAGUGCGAUCUAGAGGACGAACGAGUAGUCGGCAAGGAGCUAGGUAAAAGUCUCGCCAAUCAGUUCAACUGUGCAUUCAUGGAAACGUCAGCCAAAGCCAAAAUUAAUGUUAACGACAUUUUCUACGACUUAGUUCAACAAAUUAACAAAAAAUCCCCCGAAAGAAAACCCAACAAAAAGAAGAAAUCAUUAUGUGCGUUGCUCUAAGUAAGCUUAUAUUAUAAUUACUACUAAUAAUUAAAAGUAAUAAUUUCGAGAGAAAAGUGUUGCAAGAAAAAGGAAGAUGCAAACCUGAAUCGGGGCUGGUAAAGUAAGGUUUAAACCACAAAAAAAAAAAAAAAAAGUAACAGACGACGAAUGGUUCGUUAAAAUUUAGUAAGUGAACUAAAGGAAAGUUAUGAACAUUAUAUUAAUAUAAAUUGAACAACCGGGCUGGAAAGGCGUUAGUUAGAAAUGCCGCAAGGAUUGGCGAUGGCUCGACAUCGAGAAUGUGUAAGCGAUGGAAGCGAGAGAGAGAGUGAGAGAUAGGGAGAAAAAGAGGGCGAGAAAGAGAGAGCAAGAGCGUGAAAAUGCGAAUGAAAAAAAAACAGUUGUUAGCACCGGCAAAGUAUCAUUUCAGUGAGACAGCAAGAUCACUACUUAUUUGAUAGUUUUAUUAAAGUAUGAGAUACAGCGCCAGAAAGUGAAACUAUUAUGGAAACAGAAGGAAUUUUGCGUGGUACAACAAAACUGCACACACAGAUGAUUGACUAUCCCAUAUCGCAUGCAAAAAAAAAGAUUGUGUGAAAUUGUCUAACCGAGAAAAAAGAAAAUACAACGUGUCGUAAUGUUUUUCAUCACCGCCAUCAUUGUUAAUUGUGAUCCUUUCGCUUUGUUCGCGUAACCAUUAUUAACAAACAAAGAAAAGCAUGCAACUGAAGUCAAGAAACAUAAAAAUAGAUUCUCUUUGGAAAAGCACUGAUCUAUUUCUUUCCUAUCGUGAGACGUGUGGUUACUCUUUUUCUAAAACCGUGAUUCAUCGGCUUCCAAUUUAUAUACAUUUUUUACCUUCUCUAGCUACAUGGAAUUACGAUUUUCUAUUAAAAAUGCUGUUAUUAACUUUCACACGGAGCCUCAGAUUCACACGAAGCAAAUUACCCAAAUAAAAAAGAGUUCUGAAAUUUCAAGUGGAAUAUAUGUUAAGAGUGUAAUGUCGACGGACUUGUAUCAAAAGGCGAUCAAUGAUUAAAUAGAAUCUAGUAUUGACACCGUGUAGAUGACGUGUUUCCCGAAGAAAAAAAUAACACAAAAACCCGAAAACAAGAGACUUCUCCGGAUAACAUAGUUGUUCAAAGGAUAAAAAAAUAUAAAGUUUACGCAACGUAAGUACACACAACAACAAAAAAAAGAAGAAAACAACAACCAACAAUCAUCUACCGAAUCCGUAUCAUAUUAUAAAUAACAAA